CCGACAUCACGAGUGGCUGUCUGCGCCUCACCCAGGCCGAUUCCUGCGCAUUCCACGACACUUAUCCAGUACCGUAUAUAACCAGCCUUUCGACCGGGCGAUUGCUUGGAAAGUCUCCGCGGCCCUGUACAUACACGACACUUUACAUUGCUAUUAUCCACCCACUUUGGUACAACACUCAACACACAUACACCUGUACGACACCCUCUCCGUCACGACGACACACCAGCAGCCCUCUACCAUGGCCGAGCCACACGCCGUCGAGUCCGACUACGACUCCUCCGACGAAGCCAUCACCAUCACUCUUACCCAUCGCAACGCCCCGCACACGUUCAAGUUCCCCUCGGACGGCACGAUCACCCACCUCUCCGAGGACGUCGAAGACACCCUCUCCAUCCCGCCUUCGAACCAGAAAUUCAUCGUCCCGAAGCUCGGCCUCCUCAAGCCCCCUUUCAAGGACCCAGAAAUGUCCCUCGCCGCGCUGCAGGACAAGAAGAUUAUGCUCAUGGGCGCCGAGGCAAAGGAGGUAGCCUCCAUGCAGGCCGCGUCCGAGUUCGCCGCGAAACGAAAUGCCGCCCGCAGCGCGGCGCGGCGCCAGAACCGCUCCUCUCGAAGACGCGACCAGGGCCGCGCCCAGGCCGACAGUACAUACACCUUCCUCUCUGUCCGGCCCCUCGCCGGCCUGCCACACCCGGAGCGCUCUCUCGCCCUCCUCGAGAGGCUCAAGGAGGACCCGGGCAUCCGCGCCUCGAUGCGCAAGCACAAGUUCAGCGUCGGCCUGCUGACCGAGAUGGAGCCCCUGUCCAAUACGCAGUCCACCCACGAGGGAACCACGAGGCUGCUCGGUCUCAACCGCAACGGUGGGGAGGCCAUCGAGCUGCGGCUCCGGACGGACGCGCACGAUGGGUACCGCGACUACAAGACCAUCCGCAAGACGCUGUGCCACGAGUUGGCGCACAACGUCCACAGUAACCAUGACCGGGACUUUUGGGACCUGUGCCACCAGAUCGAGCGCGAGGUCGACGCCGCCGACUGGAAGCACGGCGGGCACACCGUCGGGCAGCAGUCGUCGUCAUAUUACGCGCCGGGGGAUGAAGAAGAGGAGGGGUUCGAGGACCACGGGGCGUGGGAGGGAGGCGACUUCGUCGUCGGCGGCAGCGCUGCCAACGCCACGGGCCUCAGUCGCCGCGAAAUCCUCGCCAAAGCUGCCGAGGAGAGGGUCAAGAGGAUGAACAUGGAAAGGCGGGACGGAGGGAAACCCGACUCUGGCCCAUCAUCCUGAGCUGGGAGUUUGAACUGUUUUUGUUCCCAUAAUCUUUUUUGUUCCCUUCUCUUUUCGGCAUUGCACGGCGUUGGUAUAGACAUGAGAUACGAAUCGGCCUCAGACGCCAGGAUAUAUAAUCAACUCAUUCAUGACGCAUGGUUCUGUCUGAUGUACGUUCACUUCUAACGGGUCAACAUUCCGAUUAUUCCCAAGUUUAACUGAAGUUGGUGCAACAUGUUGAGACAAGCAUGCGUCAAUUUUCAUCGAAAAGCUGACCAGCUAUCCCCCAGUCUAACCAAAGGGCUACACUAUUUGAUUGUGAGGAUAAACCAUCUUCAUCAUUUACGUUGUGGGGGGGGAAAAAAAGGGGGGGGGGGACAUGACCUCGUCCGAGUGUCGUCCCCUGUAUGAAACCCUGACCUUGCAACUCCUAAAAAAAAUGCCAUGCUUUACCUUGCCAUGCAAUGCCAUAUCCGAGAACGCCACCAAUGAAUGCGUGUAAGCAAGCGUGCGAUGACGCAAAUUGCUGCCGCCCAACACGAUGUCCGCGAACGCUGUUGGGAUCCAUCGCAACUCGAAAUCCAUCGCUCAUGCCGAUCCAAAUCCCAGUAAUGCCAUCUCUAUCGCCAGACC
Messenger RNA from Colletotrichum destructivum, 1897 nucleotides. Its product is annotated as Putative WLM domain, Ubiquitin-like domain superfamily. Lineage: Eukaryota; Fungi; Ascomycota; Sordariomycetes; Glomerellales; Glomerellaceae. The record is from RefSeq and is a predicted model, not a curated record. The coding region runs from base 242 to 1282 and encodes 346 amino acids. The transcript has a single exon. Gene Ontology annotation, molecular function: proteasome binding.